Aplosporella prunicola CBS 121167 is the source of this 649-nucleotide messenger RNA. RefSeq lists its product as uncharacterized. NCBI's taxonomy places the organism in Eukaryota, Fungi, Ascomycota, Dothideomycetes, Botryosphaeriales, Aplosporellaceae. The record is from RefSeq and is a predicted model, not a curated record. Bases 29 to 430 code for a protein of 133 amino acids. The transcript is spliced from 3 exons.
GGUCUCUGCCUGCGCCCCGUCUGUCAUCAUGCCGUCAGCUCCGAUUCUCCGACUUCUCGCUCGUCCUCUCGUUGUGCUACCAUACGCUGCUUCAAAAAUGCACUCCCUCCAAUCAGCUUACAUUCCGCCUCGCGACCGUUUUCCUGAUUUUGUCCCUUGCUCCUACUUCUGCUGUAGGCGUUGCCGUGCCGUGCUGCCGCUCCUACCGUGGAAGCCUAUCGACUCCCUCAACACCGCCAAGAGCAGUCUUCAGGCGGAUAACUGGCAUGCUCUCCUACUUUGUCAAACCUCCACGUGUAUCCAACGUGAUCCCUUGCUUGCCGCAUAUUUAUUUAACCAAUUCUGGAGCAAGUGUAGCUCUCGACCGCUCAAUGUCGGAAAUUCUCUUCCUCUCAGACCAUUUUUCUCGAUAAAUCAGUCGAAAACAUAGAGCCAUAUGUUGAAGACUCCCCGAAAAGGCCUCAGUUGCAGUGGCCUAAGGGUCACUGUCUCUCAAUCAACCGUCUCUUUCGUCCGUCGCGGUUUCAGGGUAGUGUCAAAAUGUUCCAUUGGUGUCGCCAUAGCUCUUCUUCUAUGGUUGGCAAUCAAUUACGCAGAGAAGACUCUUAUGUUAAGAUUGAAAAAUGCCCCCACAAUAUUUAGUAGCUCU